Molecule: messenger RNA, 2329 nt
Organism: Macaca mulatta (Rhesus monkey)
Lineage: Eukaryota; Metazoa; Chordata; Mammalia; Primates; Cercopithecidae
Gene: CYP46A1
Product: cytochrome P450 family 46 subfamily A member 1
Biological process (GO): cholesterol catabolic process
Molecular function (GO): heme binding; cholesterol 24-hydroxylase activity; iron ion binding
Source: RefSeq, a predicted model, not a curated record
GGGCGGGGCGGGGGAGGGCCCCGAGCUCCGGAGCCGGAGGCGGAGACGUGGUUGGCGGGGACGGUGCGCCCUGGGAGGGGUCGGAGUCGGCGGGGGCGGAGCCGAGCGGGCGGGGAGGGUGCUGGGUCGCGCCGGGCCUGGGGCCGAGGCGGCGCGCGGCGCUGACAGCUGAGUCGGCUCGCGGCCUCCCGGCCCCCUCGGCGCCCGGCCCGACCCUGGCCUGGCUUGCCCCGGAGCCAUGAGCCCCGGGCUGCUGCUGCUCGGCAGCGCCGUCCUACUCGCCUUCGGCCUCUGCUGCACCUUCGUGCACCGCGCUCGCAGCCGCUACGAGCACAUCCCCGGGCCGCCGCGGCCCAGUUUCCUUCUAGGACACCUCCCCUGCUUUUGGAAAAAGGAUGAGGUUGGUGGCCGUGUGCUCCAAGAUGUGUUUUUGGAUUGGGCUAAGAAGUAUGGACCUGUUGUGCGGGUCAACGUCUUCCACAAAACCUCAGUCAUCAUCACGAGUCCCGAGUCGGUUAAGAAGUUCCUGAUGUCAACCAAGUACAACAAGGACUCCAAGAUGUACCGUGCGCUCCAGACUGUGUUUGGUGAGAGACUCUUCGGCCAAGGCUUGGUGUCCGAAUGCAACUAUGAGCGUUGGCACAAGCAGCGGCGAGUCAUAGACCUGGCCUUCAGCCGGAGCUCCUUGGUUAGCUUAAUGGAAACAUUCAACGAGAAGGCUGAGCAGCUGGUGGAGAUUCUAGAAGCCAAGGCAGAUGGGCAGACCCCAGUGUCCAUGCAGGACAUGCUGACCUACACCGCCAUGGACAUCCUGGCCAAGGCAGCUUUUGGGAUGGAGACCAGUAUGCUGCUGGGUGCCCAGAAGCCUCUGUCCCAGGCAGUGAAACUGAUGUUGGAGGGAAUCACCGCAUCCCGCAACACUCUGGCAAAGUUCCUGCCAGGGAAGAGGAAGCAGCUCCGGGAGGUCCGGGAGAGCAUUCGCUUCCUGCGCCAGGUGGGCAGGGACUGGGUCCAGCGCCGCCGGGAGGCCCUGAAGAGGGGCGAGGAGGUUCCUGCCGACAUCCUCACACAGAUUCUCAAAGCUGAAGAGGGGGCCCAGGACGAUGAGGGUCUGCUGGACAACUUCGUCACCUUCUUCAUUGCUGGUCACGAGACCUCUGCCAACCACUUGGCGUUCACAGUGAUGGAGCUGUCUCGCCAGCCGGAGAUCGUGGCAAGGCUGCAGGCCGAGGUGGAUGAGGUCAUCGGUUCUAAGAGGUACCUGGAUUUCGAGGACCUGGGGAGACUGCAGUACCUGUCCCAGGUCCUCAAAGAGUCGCUGAGGCUGUACCCACCAGCAUGGGGCACCUUUCGCCUGCUGGAAGAGGAGACCUUGAUCGAUGGGGUCAGAGUCCCCGGCAACACCCCACUCUUGUUCAGCACCUAUGUCAUGGGGCGGAUGGACACAUACUUUGAGGACCCGCUGACUUUCAACCCCGAUCGCUUCGGCCCCGGAGCACCCAAGCCACGGUUCACCUACUUCCCCUUCUCCCUGGGCCACCGCUCCUGCAUCGGGCAGCAGUUUGCUCAGAUGGAGGUAAAGGUGGUCAUGGCAAAGCUGCUGCAGAGGCUGGAGUUCCGGCUGGUGCCCGGGCAGCGCUUCGGGCUGCAGGAGCAGGCCACGCUCAAGCCACUGGACCCAGUGCUGUGCACCCUGCGGCCCCGCGGCUGGCAGCCCACACCCCCACCGCCCCCCUGCUGAGGGGGCCCCCAGGCAGGAUGAGACUCCUCGGGCAAGGGCCGUGCCCGCCCACCAGUUGCCCACGGCCACCCACCCUUCUACCCUGUCCCAUCCCCUGGGCCACCCUUCACGCUGGCUUCCAGCGGGCCCUCUGCCAACUGCCUGCUUCACACCCCUCAGCGCUCCCUGUCACCUGCGGACUCCACGGCCCUUCCUGGACUGGCCCUUGCCCAACUCUCAGCCACCACCAUUGUCCCUACCACUGAGCCCUUGCACAGGCCACUUCCUCAGACGAGACACCCUAACUCUUGCUCACUCCCUAAAGCCCUCUUCAGGUGUCACCUCCUCCAAGAAGCCCUCCUUGCCACCCCCAGCCGGGUCAGGGGCCCCUCCUCUGUGCUCCCUCAGUCACCUGUGCUACCUCUAACACCACACUGACCACACUGUAUUGUGAGUGUCCGUUGAUGUGACCAAUUGCCCUCCCAGGCUGUCAGCGCCUCAAGGGUAGGGUCUGUGUGUGAUUCGUCUCUGAGCCCCCUGUGCCCACCCGGGGCCCGGCACAGAGUCGAUGCUCAAUAAAUGUGUGUUGACUGCAUGAAUGACCUGGAA